Molecule: messenger RNA, 795 nt
Organism: Dovyalis caffra
Lineage: Eukaryota; Viridiplantae; Streptophyta; Magnoliopsida; Malpighiales; Salicaceae
Source: the annotation of a GenBank genome assembly
AUGGGAAGGAAGCAAAAACACAACAGUGAUAGCGACGAAGACGAAAUAUUUUACCACCGCUACUCCUCCGCCACCACGUCAUCACAACACCCUCCUUCCACCACCAAACCUCACGGCGCCUCCGGUGGUUUAGCACCAUCAAAAUCGACCGUUUACGUAUCCAAUCUCGACUUCUCCCUAACAAACUCAGACCUCCACACACUCUUCUCCACGUUCGGGAAAGUCGCUCGUGUAACCGUUUUAAAAGACCGCAAGACACGAAAAUCACGCGGCGUCGCAUUCAUCCAAUUCGUCUCUCGAAGCGAUGCGGUCACCGCCGCUAACCAGAUGGACAAGAAGGUUCUCAACGGGAGAACUCUGUCGGCGUCGAUUGCGGCGGAUAAUGGUAGAGCGGCGGAGUUUAUUAAGAAGAGGGUUUAUAAGGAUAAGAGUAAGUGUUAUGAGUGUGGAGAAGAUGGGCAUUUGAGUUAUGAGUGUCCGAGGAAUAAAUUGGGGAAUAGAGAGAGGCCUGUGGUGAAGAGAGGAAGGGGAGGUGGUAGUGGCGGAGGUGGUGGCGGUGGAAGGGGUGGGGAAGAUUGGGAGGAGGAGGAGGCUGAGUUUGAGGAGGAGAAGUGGGCAGCGGUGGUGGAUGGAGGGGUGGAGGAGAGGCUGUUGAAGGGGGAGAGUAUGAAUUUUGAUUAUGUUGGGCAUGUUUUGGUUUGCUUGAGUUUGCAGUUAAGUUGGUUGUACAAUGCUUAUGAUGAUUGGCAUGUUUUGAUUUUCCAGUUAUGUUCAUUUGUUUUAAUGGAAGAUUGA